UCAUUGUAGCUCACUGGUGGUUUUGUGUGUGUGUGCGUGCUUGUCCGAACAGACAAUGAGUGGCAGUCGGGUCUUCAUCGGCCGCCUGAGCCCCCACGCCAGAGAAAGAGACGUGGAGAAGUUUUUCAAGGGCUUUGGACGGAUCCGUGAAAUCAACUUGAAGAACGGAUUUGGCUUCGUGGAGUUUGAUGACCACCGGGAUGCGGAUGACGCUGUGUACGAGUUGAAUGGCAAAGAAUUGUGUAGUGAGAGCUCCCGCAGGCUUCGAAUCAGGAGAACUUGCAACAUGCAGCAGAAAGCAGACAUACCGCGCAAGAAGCCUCAAAAGGCGUUUCUCCUACCGGCAGACACCAUCCUCUCCACCUUGAUCCUUGGACUCAUCUUCAUCACCAUGGUACCGGCACGAGCUAACGGCCUGCAGAAUCUGCCAGAACAUGUGAACAAGCCGGACAGUGCAGAAGAUCCGGACGCACACAUGCUGCACAAGCUGGACACUUCAGAAGCAAAACUGAAGGUUCUGGAAGCGCGCAUACAGGCUCAGGAAGCAGUCAUGCUGGAAAAGCUGAGCAAGCUGGAGCGGGACAUCGACGAAGUAAAACUUAAGGCACUGGAAGCACGCAUACUGGACAAGCUGGACAAGGACACCACAGAAGCAAAAUAUAAGGAGCUGAAAGAACGUGUGGAGCGGCUGUAUGAGGUGGCAGACAAACGUAAGGUGGGCUUCUCAGCAUCACAGGGCGACAUCAAGAGGGGUGACAAGGUGGUCUUUGGCGCUGUGUACGCCAACGUGGGCGACACCUAUAACAGCACCACAGGUGUCUUCACAGCCCCCUGCAAGGGCCUCUACUUCUUCACCCUGACCUACCACAAGAAAGAUGGGAACAUUGAUCUCGGCAUGGAUCGGAAGAAGGAGAAUGAGGAUAGCAAGUGGAUCCUGGGGGUGGUAGACUACACCUAUCACAAUCACCACAGUGCCACCAGCAGCAGGAUCAUAGAACUGGAGAAGGGAGAAACCGUGUUUGUCACGCCUUACGAUGGCCAUAACUUAGAGACGACUAAACUGUCUGGACAUUGCGUUUUCAGCGGCUUCCUCAUUACUCCCAUGUAGGGUAGACGUGGGCGCACCCAUCCAUGAUAUUAUCAGUCAUACCAGGCAGGGGUGUAACGAUUUGUUUCAGUAACAAUUUGAUUUGGAUCACGAUUCAUGGUUGCCGAUACGAUUCACGAAACAAUGCAGUAACUUUAAAUGGAUUCAGUAACUUCUUAGCCAAAAAUUCAAGCGGUGGGACUGAGAAAUAAAUGCCUGGAUACUGGACAGUGCAGGUGGGGUUUCCUAGAUUCCCCUGGUUUUUUGUAAGGGAGUCAGGUAUAAAUGAAUUAUGAAUAGAAACAAACAAGUCAACAACAAUGAAUGGCAAAUGCAUUCACAUUUUAUUUGAAUCAAGUGCAAGCAACACUUCAGCUUGAAUUUACAAUGAAUGAAUGAACAGGUUGAAUUCAAUCAAUUCUAUCUGAUCAGAUGACUUUAAUUUGGUACCUCAUUCACUUCUCCACCCCAAGUAUUAAAGAAGUUAGAAUCAAUUUCAUAGCGGGAAAUAGCGCCUUUGGUUCCCAUUGCUUGAACAUUGAGUCAAGACAAAAGCUGUGAUGGACCCACGGACCUUGGCAAGUACAACCCUACUACAAAAUAUAUACUUACUUAGGCUGUGAAAUUUGUUUUAAAAGUCACCAGAGUAGCCAUUCACAUUGAUCAUCACAUUGAUCAUCACAAAGUCCAAGGAAAUCAAGUGUCAUAAUUUUCACGUAGGCCUCGUACUCUGAAUGCAGCAGCACACUGUAUUGGUUUCCACGCCACACUACAAAUUGUGCGUACACAAUCAUUCCGGGCCAAAAUGAACAUAUUUCGCACCAUCAGAUUUGAAUGAAAU
Messenger RNA from Dunckerocampus dactyliophorus (ringed pipefish), 1928 nucleotides. RefSeq lists its product as uncharacterized. The transcript is spliced from 9 exons. Gene Ontology annotation, molecular function: protein binding; mRNA binding. The record is from RefSeq and is a predicted model, not a curated record. NCBI's taxonomy places the organism in Eukaryota, Metazoa, Chordata, Actinopteri, Syngnathiformes, Syngnathidae. Bases 56 to 1108 code for a protein of 350 amino acids. Gene Ontology annotation, cellular component: cytoplasm; ribonucleoprotein complex; nucleus.